Messenger RNA from Gadus chalcogrammus (walleye pollock), 4162 nucleotides. It is a transcript of the gene furinb, whose product is annotated as furin (paired basic amino acid cleaving enzyme) b. The transcript is spliced from 16 exons. Gene Ontology annotation, cellular component: trans-Golgi network; Golgi membrane. Lineage: Eukaryota; Metazoa; Chordata; Actinopteri; Gadiformes; Gadidae. The coding region runs from base 176 to 3034 and encodes 952 amino acids. The record is from RefSeq and is a predicted model, not a curated record. Gene Ontology annotation, biological process: peptide hormone processing. Gene Ontology annotation, molecular function: serine-type endopeptidase activity.
GCCCUUCACUUCAUUGACAUUUUUCCUCUGAUUGGGAUUGAAUAGUCGCAAUACUCACUUGUGUUUUUUCAUUUCGGUUUUAACACCUGCACGGCAGCAGCGCUGUUUUGUACUACAACAAAAAAACUCAUUGCCUUUAUUAUUACUGAACCCAUCGAUACAAUGGAGCAAUGCAAUGGGUUCUAAAAGUGAACCCCUUCCGCGUGCUGGUGCCGUCCACGGUGGUAGAGCAGAAGAGUUGAGCGUCGCUGCCGGGGAGAAGAUGCUGAGGUCGCUGUUCCACUUUGCUGCUGUGAGGCCGAGCGCGUCUCCACCGGCCCUCGCAGGAAGUGAGCGCCCGACGGACAGGAGCAGGACGGACGGACGCACAGACACACCGUCCCUCCCCGCCAUGGGCGCCGAGACGGGCCUGCGGCGGUCAUGGGCGCUGCUCGCCUUCCUGGGGGUGGCAGUGGCUUCCCGGUGGGGCGCGGCGGCGGCGGCGGUGGCGGCGGCUGAGGUCUACACCAACACCUGGGCUGUCCGUGUCAUCGGGGGGGCCGGCGAGGCCGACCGCAUCGCCAGGAAACACGGCUUCGUCAACCACGGAAACGUGUUUGGGGAGUACUACCACUUCAGGCAUCACGGUGUGGAGAAGAGGUCCCUGUCCAGCCAUAGAGGGACCCACGUUCGACUGCAGAGCGAGCAGCAGGUGGUCUGGGCUGAGCAGCAGGUGGUGAAGAGCAGAAGGAAGAGGGAUGUGUUCAAGGACCCCACUGACCCUGAGUUUCCCAAACAGUGGUACCUGUCCAACCCAACUAACCAGGAUCUGAACACCAAAGAGGCCUGGGCAAAGGGAUUCACCGGUCGCGGUGUGGUGGUCACCAUCCUGGACGACGGCAUUGAGAAAGACCACCCAGACCUCCGCAGGAACUACGAUCCGGAAGCCAGCUACGACGUGAACGACGGAGAUGCAGACCCACAGCCCCGCUACACCCAGCGCAAUGAAAACAGGCAUGGAACCCGGUGUGCUGGGGAAGUGGCCGCUGCUGCCAACAACGGCGUGUGCGGUGUGGGGGUGGCCUACAACUCUAAGAUCGGAGGCGUGCGCAUGCUGGACGGGGAGGUGACGGACGUGGUGGAGGCCCACUCCCUCAGCCUGAACCCCCAGCACAUCCACGUGUACAGCGCCUCCUGGGGGCCCGACGACGACGGCAAGUCGGUGGACGGCCCCGCCAAGCUGGCCAAGGAGGCCUUCCUGCUGGGCAUCACCAAGGGUCGCGGGGGCCGCGGCUCCAUCUUCGUGUGGGCCUCGGGGAACGGCGGGCGGGAGCAGGACAACUGUAACUGCGACGGCUACACCAACAGCAUCUACACGCUGUCCAUCAGCAGCUCCAGCCAGUACGGCAGCGUGCCCUGGUACAGCGAGACCUGCUCCUCCACCCUGGCCACCACCUACAGCUCGGGCAGCCCCGGGGAGAAGCAGAUUGUAACCACGGACCUGAGGCAGAAGUGCACAGACUCCCACACGGGGACGUCUGCGUCGGCACCGCUCGCCGCAGGGAUCAUCGCGCUGGCUCUGGAGGCCAACAUGAACCUGACGUGGCGGGACAUGCAGCACCUGGUGGUCCGGACCGCCCAGCCCGGCCGGCUCAGCGCGGCCGACUGGAAGGCCAACGGCGUGGGGCGGAGAGUGAGUCACUCGUAUGGCUACGGUCUGUUGGAUGCUGGUGCGAUGGUGUCUCUCGCCCAGAACUGGACCUCGGUUGGACCACAACAUCAGUGUGUUCACACCAUGCUCACUGAACCCAGAGAGGUGGGGGGCAAGCUGGUGUUCAGCCGGAGUGUGGACGCCUGCUGGGGUCGUCCGGAGGUCGUGAGCUCCCUGGAGCACGCCCAGGCCCGCCUCACACUCCGCCACCGCCAGCGGGGGAAGCUGGCCAUCCAUCUCACCAGCCCGCUGGGCACCAGGUCCACCCUGCUGUCUCCCAGACCCAAUGAUUACUCCCCAGAAGGCUUUGAGGACUGGUCCUUCAUGACCACCCACUCCUGGGACGAGGACCCCAGAGGUGAAUGGACCCUGGAGAUAGAGAACGUCCCUGCAGAUGGAGGCGAUUACGGUGUGCUGAGUCAGUUCUCCCUGGUCCUGUGGGGUACGGGCCCCAGGGCGGUGAACCCCUCCUCCUCAGACUUCCCCCGGCCGUCCAACAACAGCUGCAAGACCUUCGACGCUCAGCAGAUCUGCAUAGAGUGCAGCCCGGGCUUCUCGCUCUUCCUGCAGGGCUGCGUGAAGCUCUGCCCUCAGGGCUUCACCUCGGCCGCCCAGCUGCUCAACCUGUCCCUGGAGACCUGGGUGGACCUGUCCUCCGUGCAGGCCUGUGUGCCCUGCCACGCCGCCUGCCUCACCUGCUCCGGCCCGGGCCUGUCCGCCUGCCUGUCCUGCCCGGCCCGCAGCCACCUGCUGUUCACCUCCUGCCUGCGCCAGAGCCUGGUGCAGCGCAAGUCCCCGCCCCCGCCCGUCGACACUGCCGCCGCCGCCACCGCCGCCGCCGCCGCCGGUCUCCGCGGCAACGACGGAGCCUGGCAGGAAGUGGAGAGCUCGGCGGGCAGGGAGGAAGAUGCCGGCGGGGGCGAUGGAGGCCGAGGAGGGGAACAGCCGUCGUUGGGACGUCCCGGGUCGGGGUCGACAUCGACGACAAUGUCGACGACGACGACGACUACAACGGCAACGUCCUCCCGGCUGGUGGUCCUGUCGGCCGUGCUGGGCACUGCCUUGCUCGUGUUGGGCUGCCUGGGACUCGUCCUGCUGCUGCUGCAGACGCGGGCGGCGGGGGGGCCCAACGGCGGCGGUCUGCGGACGGCGGAGGCUCCGGGCGGCGGCCGGCUUGGGCUGAGGCUCGGCUGCGACAGGAAGACCAGGGUCUGCUACCGGGGGAUCCCCACCGUGUGGGGGGACAAGGACGGCGGCAUCGCGGGCCCCUGGGAGGGGGAGUCGGACGGGGAGGAGGACCAUAGCGAGAGGACGGCGUUCAUCCGGACGCAGAGCUCCGUCUAGGGCUGGUGGGAGACCAUUGCUGAUGGAAGAGCUUGAAGCAAGGAGGGGAUUCGCCCCGGUUGGUCACUGAUAGUGGAUCCUCAAAUCACACGGCCGGAUGUGCGCCGCACGAAAGGGACAGUAUGCGAAGAGUUAACCGAAGUUUAGCUCAAACGCGCGGACGCGAGCUGGACAGAGAGCCGUCCCGGCAGCCGCGGAUGCGUACGAAUCAAAGUCAGAGGCGCUCACGGCGUUCCUAGCAGGACUAGUGCCCUCCCUGCGCGCUACGAGCUACGAGCUAGCUCGAACCCACAGAGCCGAACCUUCCUGUUCCUUUAGUCGCAUUAUUCAUCAUGAUUUUUUUUUUUUUCAGAGAUUACCCUUAACUGUGUGUUGGUUAUUUUGCAAAAAAAAACUGCAUAGAUUUGAAAAUGUCAGCGAAAAAAAACGUUGUGUUCUCAGUGUUUUUGUACUUCGACUUCUGCAUUUGCAUCCGAUAUGCGGCUCCCAUCCCGGGGGUUAUCGCGGCGUCGCCUGCGGAGGCCCUUCUGCCCGCUGAAUGUACCAAAUCAAUCCCUCAAAACAACAUCCAGCGCACCGCAGAGAUGAAUUGGCAAUCGCACCUCGGUAAGAGCCACUUAACCAGCUGCGAGAUACAAGGCACCGUUGAUUGGUUUAUUGCGGAAAAGUGCUGCAAGUGCUAAGCGUGUUUAGUGAGCCUCUUCUCUGUUGCUCCGACGGAGAACGUUUUUCACUCUUUUUUGUAAGGACGGGAAGACUGAUCCCGCCGCCCAACCCCGAGACGUGACCUUCUCUGACAUUUUUCUCUAUCGCUGGGAAAAGGAACUUCUGCUCUCUCCCUCCUCCACGCCAUAAAGGCUGUGGUAUCGAUUGGUUUCUGGGUCUUCUCCAAGAGCAUCGCUUCAUCAGGGAAAAUAAGCAAGCUUGUCCGCGCGUUUCAAAUAACCCGGCCCGGCCUGCUGCUGUUCCCGGAGAGUCGUAGUGGGCAGUCUGCUGCCACUGGAGGACUGGAUUCACGCCUUGGUGAAUCAGUGUGAACCACUUGGAUUAACGACGUUUCCUAUUGUGGUUUAUUUUCUACACGUUUUUUUAUUUAUUUAUUUAUUUGACUUGGUAACGGUUUAUAUU